Messenger RNA from Folsomia candida, 4175 nucleotides. RefSeq names its product proteoglycan 4. The coding region runs from base 195 to 3635 and encodes 1146 amino acids. The record is from RefSeq and is a predicted model, not a curated record. The transcript is spliced from 6 exons. Lineage: Eukaryota; Metazoa; Arthropoda; Collembola; Entomobryomorpha; Isotomidae.
AUGCAUGGAAACGAGCUGGAGGAGGGAACUUCUCUCUCCGUUGACCGGUAAAAGUAUUUCCUCCUUCAUUCAUCCAACAAAUAAUUUCUAGUAGAAAUUUUCGAGCCUCCGUCCUCGUCAAUUGUAAUCAAGAAUUCAUCAAUCAAUUUUUAUCACUGACGAGUUUAUUGUUCAAAAUUAAAUAGGUUAUCAAGAUGUCAUCAUCCGAGGAAUCAUUGGCAGACUCGGACGAUAGCUUGCCACCAUCUCCCCCAAGUGCCUAUUUUAGGACAGAUGGAGAAGAAAGCGUCGUACUUGGGAAGAGGAGGAAGAGAAUUAUCGAUCCUAUGCGAUUUGCCGAGCUUAGAAAGAAACGACCGAAAAAGUCGUCCACCACGACGGGAAAAAGUGACAGCAGCAGUGACGACUCCAGAAUCCCCUCCCCCUCAGAUCACGAUUUCGACUCGGAGAAUGUGAGAGUAGAUCAACGAAAAGUGGCACAAGUUUUGGCGAAAUCAAGACGAGUGGUGAAACAAAUGCUACCUCCUCCACCGAAACGUGGCAAAAAGAAGGUGGCAGUAAGCAAACCUAAACCUGGUCCUGGACGAGAUCCGCUCCACUCGUCAUUUGACGAAUCACUAGAGAGGGCUGAGAUCAGAAAGAAGAUUAAUAUGAACGAUUUUGUGGCAAAAUUUGGAAAACAAAAAAAUACAUUAAACAUUCCAAAAUCACCCGUCCCCAUUUCUCCCCCAACAGAAGAGCCGGCAAUGCCCAAGAAGACUUACGGCAAGAAGAAGAAGUCGAGUGUUGAGUUGCCUGCUUCACGUGGCCGUCAGUCCACCAGAACGAAUUUUUUUCGUGGUCGAGUGCAGACACUGAAUGACGAAGAAGAUGAUGAUAAUGAAGACGAUGAGUGGACCCCCAUUGCCAAACGAGAUUGGAAUCGCAAUAACAAACGUGUGCCCUCUCGGCCACUGGAUAAGGAGCUGUCUGCUCUCCCUCAGCCUUCAGAAACGGAGCCAGCCAGGUCAAGUUUGUCGGUAAUGGGCAGAAAGAAGCCCUCGGUGUCAGCAUCGCAACAAUUGCACGAUGACUCGCCUUCUAAAACCAAGCGGACUAGAGGAAAGCCUAAAAUUGCACGCAUAGGAACAUUAUCCAAUCACAUUAACAACGUGGUUUCGUCGCCGGAUUUCGAACCAACUCCUUUAACCCAACCUACCUGGCGCCCAAUUCGACGGACAUCCGUACUGACUCGGACAAGAGAAAAUAACUCUGUUACUGCUCAAUCUCUUGUCUCCUACCAAUCUCAAUCUCAGUCUGUUUACGGGGAUAUUCUGUCUCAACAUUUGUCACAACCAAAUAAUUCAAAACAAGGCGAAGUUGUCGACCUUCCCCUCUCACAACGUGUCCAAGAAAUUUCGGCAACACCAUCUUCGCAAUCGGAAGUGAAUCAAGAUCCCGGAGUCGCGGAUGAUUCUGCCUCACAUGAUGAAGAAGUACACUCUUCAAGUAUUUCUCCAAUACCACGACCUUCAUCUGUUGCUACACACCCAGAACUUGAUGUGACCUUAACAACACAACCACCCCCUGAAACUCUACAUUCUGAAGCAGUAUCGACGGAAGAUGCAUCAUCACCAGCUCCAACAGAAGAUGCUGAAGUAGUUGUUUCAGCUUUGGAUCAUCAAGAACCAUCAACUCCGUCCACUCCAAAACGAGCGCCCACUCGAAGUUGGCAAGAACCUGAAGUCUCACCAGUACGAAGAUCAUCCAUUCGACAAGAUCCUGAGGCUGUCCCACCAGUGCGAAGGUCCACUCGACAGCAAAUUAUUUCACCAGUGCGAAGGUCAUCCACUCGACAGCAAAUUAUUUCACCAGUGCGAAGGUCAUCCACUCGACAGCAAAUUAUUUCACCAGUGCGAAGGUCAUCCACUCGACAGCAAGUUAUUUCACCAGUACGAAGGUCAUCCAUUCGACAAGACCCUAAAGGUCCACAUUUUGAUGCAGUAUCGACGGAAGCACAAUCACCAACUCCAACAGAACUUGUUGAAGUAGUUGUUUCACCUUUGGAUCAUCAAGAACCUGUUGUAGUUGGCCCACUACCAACACCAUCCACUCCAAAACAAGCAUCCAGUCGAAGUCGACAAGAACAUGAAGCCUCACCGGUGCGAACGUCAUCCACUCGACAAGUUAUCUCGCCUGUACGAAGGCCAUCCAUUCUGCAAGAACCUGAAGUUGUCUCUCCAGUUCGAAGGUCAUCCACUCGACAACAGGUUAUCUCGCCUGUACGAAGGUCAUCCAUUCGACAAGAUCCUGAGUCUAUCUCGCCUGUAGGAAGGCCAUCCAUUCGGCAAGAAGAACCUGAAGUUGUCUCUCCAAUACGAAGGUCAUCCACUCGACAACAGGUUAUCUCGCCUGUACGAAGGCCAUCCAUUCGGCAAGAACCUGAAGUUGUCUCUCCAAUACGAAAGUCACACGACCGAGGUGAACCUGAAGUUGUCCCACCUUUGAGGUCGUCGAGACAAGGGCAAUUAGUUGUAUCUCGGACGUCCACCACUUCCGCAAGAUCAUCACUUCGACGAGAUCCGCUGGAAGUUGUCUCACUAGCACCAAGGUCAUCCACAGGACAACAACCAGUCGCUUCGUCGAAACGACAACACCAACCAAGUCAGCCUACAUCUGCUUUAAGGGCAUCAAUUGUACCAAUUGUAUCAAUUGUAUCAAUUGUAGAACAGGAAAUUGUUGCACCAUCCGCUCCAACAAAACAGCCUGAAGAAGUUAUUGUUUCCCGUAAAAGACCAUCCAGUCGAUCCGAAACUCAGCAACAAACUCAUGAGAAAAAUUCGACAAAUAUGGGACAAUCCAGUCAAAGACACCCAACACAAAUUUCAUCACGAAAUAGACAAUCAACUGAAGAACAUCAACCUGAAAUUCCUUCUCCAAACCGAGCAUCCAGCAGUCGAAACCAGUCGUCCUCGGAUGAGGGAUUGUCGUCACAAGGAGCCCGACGUAAACGCUUUACAUGGGGCCAACCUCAGGCGAAAAGUCGUGGGAAAGCCACUGAAAAACAACCACCAGCGGUUUCUUCAUCCAGCCGAAAUCCAUCACAGAUUGCAGAACCGCAUGUCACAAUUACUUCUCAACGAGCAGAAGCACCCACCCGGAAAAACAACCAGCGGCUCGAAGCUACAUCAUCAUCGGAUGAGGAGGGACAGCCUCCUAAAAAAAGAGUCCGACAAGUAGAACAAGGCAAUCGGAAUUCGUGGGGCCCUGACCAUCCCAUAAUGCAAGGCCGUGGAAAAGCUUUGUAUAACAAACGCCUCGUCUCAGAAGACUUGAUAAAGGAAACAAUUGAGAAAUAUGUUCCAGACACGACUCUCACUGGAGCCCAGCUAAAGACCCUCCACGGAAACAUGAACGCCUACAUCGAAACUACUUUCAACGACCUAUGCGACAACACUCCGUUGUACUUUGGCGUCUGGACAUUUCAACAGCUGAUGGCGAGACUGAAACGAGAUGGACUAUUAAACAAAACUGCAACCCGCAAAGACUUUGUCGCUUUACUCAAUGAUACCAUCGGCGAGGAGGAGGCAUCCAAAUGUGAAGGACUAUUGUUCCCAAAACGAGGAGAGUCUGACACACUCAGGAUUUUCACGUAAUUAACGUUUGAAAAGCACCCUUUUGAAUUUGCGUACAAAUACUUAUUUGUAUAGCUUUGAAAUCUAAUCACACUCAAAUUUUGUGCAUUAUUUCUACUUUAUGUGUUAAGCUAAUAUUGUCAAUGAUUUUCCUUUUCAAACUCGCAAUUUCAAAAUCAGACAAAAUAUAUAUAAAUAACGUAAUUAUACAAAAUAUUAUAAUUAAUUUAAACAUAAAAAUCAAAUCUGUAUUUUAUUGUAUUUAUGUGCAUAUGUGCAAACAAAACAUAUUAAAUCUCGUAUAAAUUAAAAGUUGUUCAUACAAUGGCACAUGGAUUUUUCAGGGAAAUAUUAUAAAUAAAAAUGAUACCCAGUGAAAACCCAUGAAAUUUAUAAUGGUUUUUUUAUUACUUGGAUUUCUUACACUCACAAUCACUAUGUAAUUAAGUAAAGUCCAAAAUUGUGAAUUAAAUUAAUUUCGUAGAACAACUACAUACCUUUGCAACCAUUUAUGUAUAUGAAAUGUGAAUAAAUACUCCAAAAUAAACUACGUCAUAAAUA